Morus notabilis is the source of this 1839-nucleotide messenger RNA. Its product is annotated as serine/threonine-protein kinase D6PKL2. The record is from RefSeq and is a predicted model, not a curated record. The coding region runs from base 424 to 1839 and encodes 471 amino acids. Gene Ontology annotation, biological process: protein phosphorylation. Lineage: Eukaryota; Viridiplantae; Streptophyta; Magnoliopsida; Rosales; Moraceae. Gene Ontology annotation, molecular function: protein serine/threonine kinase activity; ATP binding. The transcript has 2 exons. Gene Ontology annotation, cellular component: nucleus; plasma membrane; cytoplasm.
UAAAAAAUACGUUUGUUUAGAAAAUCUGAAACGCUUUUGUUGUCCUCGUAAACAGAAACUCUCUCUCACCUCUCUCUCUCUCUCUCUCUCUCCUAUCUCUCUCUCUCUCUCUGCGUUUUUGUUUUUGUCUCUAAGCUGUAUCUUCUAGGACAGAGGGCUAAGGAGAGAGAGAAAUGGACUCUAAACGCAACCUGGGCAAGGCAUUGGGUGUCUCACCCAGACCCAUUUCAAAUUUGAAUUGUGUUUUUCACCAUGUUCAGGCUCAGAAGCUAUCCUAUCUUCGCGCCCGCGUCUCUCUCGGCCUUCCUUUGACCGCCUCGGUCACACCCCAAACCCAACCUUGACCACAUUUUUAUCCAAAAAAAAAUAAUAAUUUUCUUUUCUAUCAGGACUUUCAUCGAACACCUUCUCUGCACUACCGCAAUGGAGGACGAAAAACCAGCACCACCCAAGAACAGCGAAACCCACGACAGUUCAUCCGUCACCAGCGUCAGCAUUAGCCUCUGCAGCGUAGAAGAGAGCGAGAACGAGAGCAGCAGUUUCAGGAAGUGUUUUUUCCCGUCGAAGCCCCACAAGGGAAACGACAUCCGAUGGGAGGCGAUUCAGUGCGUGAAGGGUGGGAAAGAUGGGGAGUUGGGUUUGGUGGAUUUCAGGCUUUUGAAGAAGCUUGGGUGUGGGGACAUUGGGAGUGUUUAUUUGGCGGAGUUGAGGGGCUCAAAGGGAUGCCUUUUCGCGAUCAAAGUUAUGGAUAAAGGCAUGCUUGUCGGGAGGAAGAAGUUGGCAAGAGCUCAGACGGAGAAAGACAUUUUGGGUUUGUUGGACCAUCCGUUUCUUCCGACCCUUUACUCGCAUUUUGAGACGGAUAAGUUCUCUUACUUGUUAAUGGAGUUUUGCAGUGGUGGGGAUCUUCACACGCUUCGCCAACGCCAACCGGCGAAGCGCUUCACUGAGCAAGCCGCUAGGUUUUAUGCUUCGGAAGUUCUUGUUGCUUUAGAGUAUCUCCACAUGAUGGGAGUGGUGUACAGGGACUUGAAACCCGAAAAUGUGCUAGUGAGGGACGAUGGCCAUAUAAUGAUUUCAGAUUUUGAUUUGUCAUUAAGAUGUUUCGUCAGUCCAACUCUUGUUCAGUCCGAUGAUGCCGAGACAGCUUGUAGAAUCUCCUCAUACUGCAUUGAGCCGUCAUGCAUUGAUCCAGCCUUCAAAUUGCCUGUUUGCGUGCAACCUUCUUGCUUGCAACCUUCUUGUUUCAAGCCACGAUUUUUAAGCUCCAAAACAGCCAAGGCGAAAAUUGAAAAAACAAGCUCGGCGAGUUUGGAUUCACUCCCUGUACUUAUUGCUGAGCCAACGAACGCGCGUUCCAUGUCCUUCGUCGGAACUCAUGAAUAUUUAGCUCCUGAGAUCAUAAGAGGGGACGGCCAUGGCAGUGCCGUUGAUUGGUGGACCUUUGGCAUUUUCCUGUAUGAGUUGAUUCAUGGCAGGACACCCUUCAAAGGCAAUGGAAACCGAGUGACACUACUUAACGUUGUGGGACAGUCCCUCAAAUUCCCCGAAGGAUCGAAUGCUAGUUUCGCUGCUAAGGAUCUUAUCCGGGGUCUACUUGUAAAGGACCCUCAAAAGCGAUUAGGAUUUAAGAGAGGUGCUACUGAAAUUAAGCAGCAUCCUUUCUUUGAAAGUGUUAAUUGGGCUCUAAUCCGUAGUACUCACCCUCCAGAGAUUCCGAAACCAAUUGAUCUAGCAUUGUUAAAUCACACAUUCAAGUCAACAGUGCCUCCAAAUAACAAGUCGGCUUCAGACUCGGAUAGAUCAUCAGGUCUAUACUUGGAGUUUGAAUUUUUCUAA